This is a messenger RNA of Fukomys damarensis (Damara mole-rat), 1879 nucleotides long. It is a transcript of the gene Kcnip1, whose product is annotated as potassium voltage-gated channel interacting protein 1. The transcript has 8 exons. Gene Ontology annotation, molecular function: transmembrane transporter binding; calcium ion binding; potassium channel regulator activity. NCBI's taxonomy places the organism in Eukaryota, Metazoa, Chordata, Mammalia, Rodentia, Bathyergidae. The coding region runs from base 393 to 1070 and encodes 225 amino acids. Gene Ontology annotation, biological process: regulation of potassium ion transmembrane transport. Gene Ontology annotation, cellular component: voltage-gated potassium channel complex. The record is from RefSeq and is a predicted model, not a curated record.
CCAUGUAGGAAAGACAGUCAGCAGAGCCUGGGAGGGCUCCAGCUCCUCCCUCUCUGCUCUGCUCAAUUUCACUCUCAUCUUCCGUUCUCCCGGAGUGCCUGGUGCCCUGGCAGUGCUGUCCCACUCCUGGCAGCCCAAGGUCCUCCUGUGGCAAGGACUUGAGUGGACAGCAGCAGAAGGUGGAGAGAGGGAGGGAAGAUUUGCCCUGCAGGCUCUCUGGAUGCAGAAGCCGGACUUGCUGCAGAGGCAGCUGUGCUGUUCCCAGAGCUUGGUUUCUGGGGUACAUCUGUCUCUCAGGGUUGAUCUAAACAAGCACCAAGUUCCAAGAGCACACAAGGUGGGUGCUGUCUUUUUUGGGUGCUUACAGCAAAGACUGCCUUCCCUCUGCCACCAUGAGCGGCUGCUCCAAGAGAUGCAAGCUUGGAUUUGUGAAAUUUGCUCAGACCAUUUUUAAGCUCAUCACUGGGACCCUCAGCAAAGAUAAGAUUGAAGAUGAGCUGGAGAUGACCAUGGUUUGCCACCGACCUGAGGGGCUGGAGCAACUUGAGGCCCAGACCAACUUCACCAAGAGAGAGCUGCAAGUCCUUUAUCGUGGCUUCAAAAAUGAGUGCCCCAGUGGUGCAGUUAACGAAGAAACAUUCAAGCAGAUCUACGCUCAGUUUUUCCCUCAUGGAGAUGCAAGCACCUAUGCCCAUUACCUCUUCAAUGCCUUUGACACCACCCAGACAGGCUCCGUGAAGUUUGAGGAUUUUGUAACUGCUCUGUCGAUUUUACUGAGAGGAACAGUCCAUGAGAAACUAAGGUGGACAUUUAAUUUGUAUGAUAUCAAUAAAGAUGGAUACAUAAACAAAGAGGAAAUGAUGGACAUUGUCAAAGCUAUCUAUGACAUGAUGGGGAAAUACACAUACCCUGUGCUCAAAGAGGAUACUCCAAGGCAGCAUGUGGAUGUUUUUUUCCAGAAAAUGGACAAAAAUAAGGAUGGCAUUGUGACUUUAGAUGAAUUUCUCGAAUCCUGUCAGGAGGAUGACAACAUCAUGAGGUCUCUCCAGCUGUUCCAAAAUGUCAUGUAACUGGGGACCCUCAGCCCCCCAGCUCUCAGAGACAUUGUACCUUAAUACCUUGAUCUGCCCCUGUUCUGAUUUUACACACCAACUCUUGGGACAGAAACACCUUUUACACUUUGGAAGAAAUCCCUGCUGAAGACUUUCUAUGAAACCCAGAAUCCCAUGACUCAAUCUCUGAUUGCCAACUCUUCCUUCUCCCUCCUCCUGAGAGAGACAAAAUUUGAGUUUGUUUUGGAAGCAUGCCCAUCUCUUCACACUGCUGCUCUGUGGAAGGUCCCUCUGCUUGAGUUUAAACAAUAGUACACAGUUUUCUGCUUAUGUGCCCCCAGCCCACUGCCUCCAAAUGGAGCAGACUUUGAUGAAUUUGGAAGCCAGAGGACUUGAGCCAAAUGCACACCAUCCUCUGAUGGCCUCCCAAACCAAUGUGCCUGUUUCUCUUCCUUUGUGGGAAGAAAGAGUGUUACACAGAACAAUUAAAAUCUACUGUGACUAGACUGGGGGAGGUAGCACCUAAACAUGUAGAAUAGGACUGAAUUGCUAAGUAUGGCAUUGUCUGAUGACCUAAACUGCCCACGUCAUUCAUUUCCAGAGGCAAAGUCUAAUAAUUCUCCCACACUAGCAUCUGUGCUAGUAACACAAGUCUCUUAACAUGCCCAGGAAGAGAGCCAUUGCCUAGUGGCCAACAACUCCUCUCCAUCCCCUGCUCAAGCCCAUCACUGCAUGCUCCUCCCACAAAGUCCAGAAUGCCUGCAAAUUGCUGUAAUUUUUUACCAUGUUCUAAUCAAUAAACAGAAUUAUUUCUUACACUGUCAAUC